Messenger RNA from Lachancea dasiensis, 2151 nucleotides. The record is from the annotation of a GenBank genome assembly. Lineage: Eukaryota; Fungi; Ascomycota; Saccharomycetes; Saccharomycetales; Saccharomycetaceae.
AUGAGGAAGGUAUUGGCAUGUGAGAGGUGCCGGAGUAGUAAGGUUAAGUGCCGACACCAAGGCUCGCCUCCUUGUGAAAAUUGCACUGGCAAAUCAUAUGAGGUUUUGUGCGCAUUGAGCCUCCCACUUUUAAAAAGGAUCACAAGGCCACCAGCUUCAAGGACAGACCAACCUGAGUCUUCUGGCGAAUCUCAUGCCACUAAUACAGAGGCCGGUCGGUCAAAUGUAAGUUCAAAUGUUAUGGAGGCGACACCUGGUGACUACAGCUCCGCGUCGGCAAAGCCGUCAAGAAGAGGCAGCAGAACUAAAGUCGAAAAGCCUCCUUCAUCGACAGGUUUGCGUGGGAACAAGGAAACCUCGAUGUGCCAAGCUAUCUUGAGAGCAACAUCUGAGGAUCCUCCAACACCAACACCAAUCAACCUGCUGCUCUCGAAUAAUCUCCCGAGUGAUCCCGAAAUGGUUACCAACUCUGAAAGACUGGAGACCAUGGCUGAGGUUAUUUCAGAGAUUCCGGAAGCCGCUUUGCAACUCGUUAUUACACAAAUGUCGAGCAGUUUUCCCGAGCUCGCAUUUUUACAUAUGCCCUCCUUGUUACACAAUGUGAAAGCAACAGAUCCCCUGGUUACAUGUUCGCUUUUGGAUCUAUUCACUUCGUUCAAUCAAACCUUUGACAGUGGUCCUUUCAGUGACUGGUUAGGUACAGGUUCUCGUUUUGUAAAGAAAAAGAUCUACGGGAAAAUUAUGGUCAAAGAACUUCUCUCGCCCAAUUCCCUGCUUUAUGCGCCAUCAAUUGAAGUAGUUCAAGCACUUGUAAUUUUGGCCCUCUCUUAUUGGGGAAAAGGUGAUUAUUUCAUGUGCUGGAUGCUGCAGGGUAAUGCUUCAAGAAUGUUACAAGCUUUUGGUUUUUGCCUUCCCCCGUCCGGUCUUUAUAGCGAGGACUCGUCUUACAACAACGAUUGGCACAUGUCCAGCUUAGGAGAGCUUGACUCUGAGAUACUAUGUAGGACAUAUUGGUCCUGCUUUAUGAUUGAUAGAAUUACAGCAUUUGGAAAUAACAGAUCCUUUGCAUUUUCGAAGUGUCGAUAUGAAAAAGUACCCCUACCUCAUGACAAGCGAUCAUUUGCCCUCAUGACAAAUUUGACAUGCGCACAACCUCUAACUGAUAUAAUAACAAUUAAGAGUUAUAACGAUCAAGUCACUUUUCGUCACUCCCCUCACACAGUCGGUGAACACGCAAUCUACAUCAAGAUUUUUUCCAUUUGGGGAGAAAUAAAUGAGUAUUUGAUGCAAGGAGGUAGAUACAGUCAAUCACUUCCUCCUUGGGACCAAAACUCGGUCAAUUACAAAAUUCAUGCUGAAUUGAAAAAAUGGUGGGGUUCGUUGCCAAUCCACUGGCGCUGGACAAGCGAAAGGCUGACCCUCCACCAAACGAUGGGAACAGACACAAUAUUUACUAUGAGUAACUGCUUGUAUCAUUUGUGCGUAACAUAUCUCAACAGAGAACACCUGCCAUUUUUGCCACAUUCUAUUGAGUGCCCUUCUGGACCAACAGAAGAACCUCUACUUCCCGAUCCGCCUGAUGAAGAAUACUGGACUGCCAGUGCUACAGAAUGCUUUCAAAGCACGCGCUCGUUGAGUUCAAUACUCAACACCCUUCAUGAAACGGAGGUUAAGGAAGAGCUAGGAGGAUCUUACAGCUCAAGAACAACAAAUGGUUUUUAUUGUUUUUGUGCAUUUGUCGCAAGUAUUGAAUCCAUGUACGGAACAAAGUUCUAUUGGAUGAAUCCUACCACGGAUUCGCAUUCCCCCAGUCUCGAAACAUGCUAUAUGAAAAUGAUCAGCUUUCUUAAGGUAAAGAAGGAAACUGUGAAGGUAGCUCAAAACUGGCUUAAGAUUGCCAAUAGAGUAAUGGAGCUGUAUGACUUCGUGGCAAAGAAUAGAGAGCAGGCUGCUGAACUUAAUUUGGGAAGGAACAAUUUAAGACAACUUGUUGAUCUCGUUCAACUUGUGAACACUGGCACUACUCGGGAGAGUCUGGAUCGUAGCAUGCAUUUCGAAAAUCAAACGGCCAGAAGAGAAGGCGAAUUUCAUGUUGGAGAUCAUUUAGGGUUCAAUAUUGAAGAUCUCGAUUUUUUCUUAAUGAAGACGUAA